Molecule: messenger RNA, 858 nt
Organism: Clonostachys rhizophaga
Lineage: Eukaryota; Fungi; Ascomycota; Sordariomycetes; Hypocreales; Bionectriaceae
Source: the annotation of a GenBank genome assembly
AUGUCUUGCCCUGAGUGCUUCACUGGGGCUAUCCAUCAGGGUAAGCUCCUCGGAUCAGAGGAAAACAUCGCAGGGAUCAAGACGUACAUCGCUAGGCCGCCUUCCAAUUCGGCGUCAAAUUCGACAAUAAUUUUCAUCACCGAUGCGUUCGGUUUUAAUCUCGUCAAUAGCAAACUACUCGCUGACCAGUAUGCCACCAAGAUUGGCUGCACUGUCCUAGUCCCUGACAUUAUACCGGGUGGCGGGGUGCCCGUGGACACUCUGACUCUGAUGGAGUCGGUUGGGAAGCCGGUAGGCUGGUUCGAUAUUCGAGGUCAAAUCCAACGUAUUUUUUCGUUCGUCCGGAUGAUGUCGAUCGUCAUUCCCUUCGCUAUUCGCACUCAGAACGCCUUCCCGGGGGUUCUUGCGUAUGCUCGAGCCGUGAGAGCAACCUUGUCUCCUGGAGGGCGGCUAGGAGCGGCUGGAUUUUGCUGGGGAGGUCUGCAGACAGUCAAACUCAGCCAGGAGCCUUCCAUUGAAGGUGGAGACUCGCAACUUAUUGAUGCUCACUUUACUGCUCAUCCGGCGGGUUUGAAAGUCCCGGACGACUACCUGAAGGCUGCCAAGGCAUUCCAUGUCCCAAUCAGUAUCGCUGUCGGAGAUGAGGACCGAUUCCUGUCAAAAAGUGACGUUGAGACCAUUGAGGCUGGAUUUCGCCAGGAGUUUGGUCCUUUGGAAGAUGACUUCGAGGCUGUUGUCUAUCCCAGCUGUGGGCAUGGAUUUGCUGUUCGUGCAGAGCCAAGCAAAAUUGUCGAAAAUGAUGCUGCCAAUAAGGCCGCUCUGCAAGCUAUUGAGUGGUUCAAACGACACUUGAAUUAA